Phragmites australis (common reed) is the source of this 1348-nucleotide messenger RNA. Its product is annotated as zinc transporter ZTP29. Gene Ontology annotation, molecular function: zinc ion transmembrane transporter activity. Gene Ontology annotation, cellular component: membrane. The record is from RefSeq and is a predicted model, not a curated record. The coding region runs from base 175 to 1029 and encodes 284 amino acids. Gene Ontology annotation, biological process: zinc ion transmembrane transport. Lineage: Eukaryota; Viridiplantae; Streptophyta; Magnoliopsida; Poales; Poaceae. The transcript is spliced from 12 exons.
GGAUUGCUAGUAGUAUAGUAGUGGUUAAGUAGGAGAGUGGAGACCGCCUCCUCCCCUCCCCCAGCCAUCGCCGCACAGACUCACGCCAAGCUCCGCUCCUCCCCCUCCCGCCUCGAUCCCCAAAGGCCCAAACCCUAGCGGGCGCGAAGGAGGAGAGAGCCGCGUGCGGGUCGAAUGGAGCCGCAUGUGUUCCACAGGGCGCUGGGGCUCUCGCUCGUCGGAGGCCUUAGCACCGCCAUCGGUGCGCUUUUUGUGGUUUUGAAUCCUGCCCCUAACCUGAAGAUGCUUGGCCUUCUACAGGGUUUUGCUGCCGGACUUAUGUUGAGCAUCUCCUUUCUAGACUUGGCACACAAUGCACUGAAUUCUAUUGGCUUCUUGAAGGGCAACCUCUGGAUAACAAGGAGCAACCUGCAGUUUUUUGCAGGAGUUCUUUUCUUUGGUUUCAUUAUCAAGUUUAUUCCAGAGCCAGACUUUUCACCACAAGCUGAUUCAAGUGAGAAACAGGCUGAUGAUGGUGGGUCGGGUAAAGAUAUGAUGAGAAAACAUCGUCGGCAGGUGUUAUUCAGUGGUAUUGUCACCGCUGUUGGAAUUAGCUUGCACAAUUUCCCAGAGGGAAUGGCAGUAUUUCUUGGGUCCGUCAAGGGUCUUCACGUGGGUCUGAACUUGGCCAUUGCUAUUGCUUUACAUAACAUACCAGAGGGGGUUGCUGUAGCUCUUCCACUAUAUUUUGCUACCAGGAGUAAGUGGCACGCAUUUUUUACUGCAGCAUUCUCCGGAUUGGCUGAGCCACUAGGAGUGAUCGUUGUAGCUUACUUGUUUCCUAGCAACUUGAAUCCUGAAAUUCUUGAAGGCCUAUUGGCAUCUGUUGGUGGUGUUAUGGCAUUUCUCACUUUGCAUGAAAUGCUACCUCUUGCAUUUGACUAUGCUGGCCAGAAGCAAGCCGUCAAAGCAGUCUUUGUUGGCAUGGCCUGCAUGUCUGCAAGCUUGUACUUCUUGGAGAUCAGCCUACCAAAGGAGAUAAGCUUGUAGCCUUUCAGCUGUAGCGCCGCAAGUUCUUCACAGCCUAGUGUCCACCGAAGCUGAGAUCUUGUCAGUAGAUCUUGAUUCCUGAGCUUUGGCAGGCAGGGGGAUAUGUGUCUGGAGAUUCGUCAUUCGACAAUGUGUUUAGCAAAACAUCAGAACAAAAGCGAGAACUAUGGCGAGAUUAACUGCAUUUCCCCGGAAUGUAACAACAAAAUUUGUUGUAACUAUUCUGUACUAUUCUGCCAGUAAUCUGUACUAUUCUGCCAGUUGUAACUGAAGGCGUCAAAUUGUUGUUAUAAACUCGGUGGGGGCAUGCUUGGAUCAA